CCAGCCAUGGCCACCCCCCGCAGCCUCCUCGUCCUCCUGCAGGUGCUAGGGCUCGCCCUGGCGCAGAUCAGAGGGCCGCCGGGAGAGCCAGGGCCUCCGGGCCCCCCAGGUCCGCCGGGUGUGCCUGGAUCCGACGGCAUCGACGGUGACAAGGGACCUCCUGGGAAAGCUGGCCCUCCGGGACCCAAGGGAGAACCUGGCAAAGCCGGGCCGGACGGGCCGGAUGGGAAACCAGGGAUUGAUGGUUUGACUGGUGCCAAGGGGGAGCCUGGGCCCAUGGGAGCCCCUGGAGUCAAGGGCCAGCCUGGACUCCCAGGUCCCCCUGGCCUGCCCGGCCCUGGCUUCGCUGGACCUCCUGGACCCCCGGGACCUGUAGGCCUCCCUGGCGAGAUUGGAAUCCCAGGCCCCAAGGGGGAUCCAGGACCAGAAGGACCAUCAGGCCCCCCAGGCCCUCCUGGGAAACCGGGCCGCCCGGGGACCAUCCAGGGCCUGGAAGGCAGCGCAGAUUUCCUGUGUCCAACCAACUGUCCUGCGGGAGCGAAGGGUCCCCCAGGGCUCCAGGGUGUGAAGGGGCACCCUGGCAAGCGUGGAGUGCUCGGUGAUCCUGGCCGCCAGGGGAAGCCGGGUCCCAAGGGCAAUGCAGGAGCCCCUGGAGAGCAAGGCAUUCCUGGACCCCCGGGUCCACAGGGCAUCAGGGGCUACCCAGGUGUGGCGGGACCCAAGGGAGAAACGGGUCCUCAAGGGUACAAAGGUAUGGUGGGCUCUGUCGGCGCCGCAGGGCCUCCGGGUGAAGAAGGUCCGAGGGGACCACCAGGCCGAGUCGGGGAGAAGGGGGAUGUGGGCAGCCAAGGUGUUCCUGGAGUCCAAGGGCUAACAGGUCCGAAGGGAGCAACCGGACCCCCAGGCAUCAACGGCAAGGAUGGGACUCCAGGCAUCCCUGGCAUGAAGGGUAGCACGGGGAAGGCAGGGCGGCCAGGGAGCCAAGGCCACCAGGGUCUGGCGGGUGUGCCAGGCCAGCCUGGGGCUAAAGGAGGACCUGGAGACAAGGGCGAGCCAGGCCAGCAGGGCCUCCCUGGAUUCUCUGGUCCCCCUGGGAAAGAGGGAGAGCCAGGACCUCGGGGAGAAAUUGGCCCACGUGGCAUCCUAGGGCAGAAGGGUGACCAGGGAGAGAGGGGCCCAGUGGGUCAGCCAGGCCUCCAAGGACGCCAGGGCCCCAAGGGGGAGCAAGGACCCCCCGGAAUUCCGGGGCCCCAAGGCUUGCCAGGCAUCAAGGGUGACAAGGGCUCCCCCGGGAAGACCGGGCCCCGCGGUGGAGUGGGCGACCCAGGUGUGGCCGGCCUCCCCGGAGAGAAAGGCGAGAAGGGCGAGACUGGAGCGCCAGGACCCAAAGGACAGCCAGGAGUGCGUGGAGAACCCGGCUACCCCGGCCCCAGCGGGGAUGCGGGCGCCCCCGGCGUGCAGGGCUACCCCGGGCUGCCCGGGCCUCGAGGACUGGCUGGAGACCGCGGUGUGCCAGGCCAGCCCGGGAGACAGGGCGUGGCGGGCCGCGAUCCCAGUGACCAGCACAUCGUGGACGUGGUGGUGAAGAUGUUGCAAGAGCAACUGGCAGAGGUGGCUGUGAGUGCCAAGCGUGGGGCUCUGGGUGCCGUGGGCAUCAUGGGUCCCCCGGGCCCCCCGGGGCCGCCUGGAUACCCAGGCAAGCAGGGUCCCCAGGGGCACCCUGGCCCUCGAGGCAUACCUGGCAUCGUGGGAGCCGUGGGUCAGAUUGGCAACACGGGGCCAAAGGGAAAACGCGGCGAGAAGGGGGAUCAAGGAGAAGUCGGACGCGGACACCCGGGGAUGCCUGGACCCCCAGGAAUCCCAGGACUCCCUGGCCGGCCUGGCCAGGCCAUCAAUGGCAAGGAUGGAGACCGGGGAUCCCCAGGGGCUCCUGGAGAGGCUGGCCGACCUGGCCUGCCAGGGCCCGUGGGGCUGCCGGGUUUCUGUGAACCCGCAGCCUGCCUGGGGGCUUCUGCCUACACCUCGGCCCGCCUCACGGAGCCGGGAUCCAUCAAGGGACCGUGAGCAUGACCAGGAUGGAGCCCAGCAGCCAUGCGGUGGGGAAGGAUCAGGUCCACUCCAGCAGGAUGUGCACCUGCUGCCUCCCAGGGGACUUGCUGCCCCAGGAUCUUCCGGCUGGGACCUGCAAGUCCUGAAGAACCAGAAUCUAACAUAUGUGGGACAGCGGGGGUGGGGGGGCAGGGGCAGAGGCAUGCCAAGGUGAGGCCCACGGCC
Ochotona curzoniae (black-lipped pika) is the source of this 2274-nucleotide messenger RNA. RefSeq names its product collagen type IX alpha 2 chain (gene COL9A2). The transcript is spliced from 32 exons. The coding region runs from base 7 to 2064 and encodes 685 amino acids. The record is from RefSeq and is a predicted model, not a curated record. Lineage: Eukaryota; Metazoa; Chordata; Mammalia; Lagomorpha; Ochotonidae.